Molecule: messenger RNA, 3366 nt
Organism: Gymnodraco acuticeps
Lineage: Eukaryota; Metazoa; Chordata; Actinopteri; Perciformes; Bathydraconidae
Gene: vax1
Product: ventral anterior homeobox 1
Biological process (GO): regulation of DNA-templated transcription; central nervous system development; neuron differentiation
Molecular function (GO): DNA-binding transcription factor activity, RNA polymerase II-specific; DNA binding
Source: RefSeq, a predicted model, not a curated record
AUCAUUUGAAUACUGAAGGAUGUGGCGUUAGCGGCCAGGACCUCCAUAGGUAGGCGCAUAGUAUUUGAAUGAACACGUAAACUUUAACACAAUCAGUGUUUUAACUGGCAGGGUCGUGGACGCCUUGAUACUUUCUGAUCGGCGAGGAUUUGUUGGUUAUCCUUUUCCGCUGUCUUUCUCUCUCUCCCAAUCUCUGGCUCGCUCCCAGUGUCUCCUGCCUUCAAGAGCAUAGUGGUGAGAUCCACACAUUGCAGAAUUCCAUUGAUUAGUGAGAGAGUCAAAGGGAAAAACAGGAUUAAAGUUUCCUGACAUGCUGUGGCAAUCAGGUGCGCUGUGAAAAGUCGGGGGGAAAAUGUCUUGCUAUGUUCAGUGGAAGGAAGGACGAAGCGCCCGGGAACUUUCUUUAGGUACGGAAGAGUCGUACCUCUGUGAUUGUGUGCCUUCGUGUUGGGUUCACUGAGGCUUGGUUGCGAGGCAAGACCAAUCAUUUGUCUUUAUUCUCUGGGCUGAGAGCAGGCAAACUGUAGGGGGACGGGACAAGCAAACUCCUCUAUCAAGACCUGAUCUAUUUCCACAAAUAAUUCCGUGUAUUCAUGAGGUUAUGCAAAUUUUGAUCCAGCAAAAUUACCGUAAUCAAUUGAAACAGCGAGUGCGCAUCCAUGGCUCUGAUUAUUUGGCGAUCAUCUAUCAGCCUGAUGUCUAUGUAACGAGGAAAGGGGCUCAUUGAAUAACUGUUGAGUUCCACUGAGAAGUCCAUGAUCAUUGGGCAAGGGACUUUGCUCAGUGAUAAUAGGGCUCCUUGGUCGACAGACGGAAGUAUUUCACCAGACAUUAGAUAGCUGUCUCUGCCCUGCUGAAAGGUGCUGUUUUGAAACUAAACCCCACACUGUCCAGACAAUCUGGUGCACCGUGUUCUCCGUAAUCUCCUAUUUUUCACCUGACAAAAGGGAAAAAAGAGCCACAGGUCCAAGAGGAUAAACUGAGCAUGGAGGUCAGGUACAACCAAGAGACAGAAGGGAAGGGGCUGAAGAAUGGACUACAGAAGGGGAAAGACGACAAGGACUCCCAAGGAAGCCUGUCCAAAAGCUUCCUGAAGGAGCAGCAGGACUCCUUUUCUCCCUCUGGGACUGUGGACAACUGCGAGAAGAGCAGGGGGAGCACGGGGGACCCGGACUACUGCCGGAGGAUACUGGUCCGAGAUGCUAAAGGCUCUAUCCGAGAGAUCAUCCUUCCGAAGGGUCUGGAUCUGGACCGGCCCAAGCGGACCCGCACCUCCUUCACAGCGGAGCAGCUGUACCGGCUGGAGAUGGAGUUCCAGAGGUGUCAGUACGUGGUCGGGAGGGAGCGCACAGAGCUGGCCCGGCAGCUCAACCUGUCUGAAACUCAGGUGAAGGUCUGGUUCCAGAACCGGCGCACUAAGCAGAAGAAGGACCAGGGGAAGGACUUGGAGCUGCGCUCGGUGGUCUCAGAGACCGCGGCCACCUGCAGUGUGCUCAGACUGCUGGAGCAGGGCACGCUGACCCCCCCGGGCCUGACGGCAUCCUGCCCCACUGCGGGCUCCGCCCUGCGUCCCCCCUCCAUGGCCCUGGCCAGCAACAGCAGCAGCAGUGGGGGCAGCACGGGCACGGCGGGGGGCAGCCCCCCUCUGCCCGCCAUCAGCAGCUCAGGGACAGUGGCCGGCCUCUUCUCCUUCCCCAUGCCGUCCUUACUCAGCGGCGUGGCCAACCGCAUGUCCUCUACCCCCCUGUCCAUGGCCGGCUCGCUGGCGGGUAACCUGCAGGAACUUUCCGCCCGCUACCUGAGCUCCUCUGCUUUUGAGCCUAACUCGCGGACCAAUGGCAAAGAAUCCAUGGACAAGAAGAUUCUGGAAUGAUGCUUUGUUUUCACACAGACAGAUUCCUGUUUCCUCUGGACACAUUUUGGGUUUUUUCUAGCUUUCACUGUCUUUGUUUGGUUUUGCUCAUUCUCUUCCAUCUGUGUCUGUUAUGUUCUGUAGCAGUUCAUGUAUUCCAGUUGCACAUCUGGCAUCUUACAAGCACAAGCUCAUCUAACAAAGACAGGGGGGCGAUGGAAAGAUUUUGCACAAAAUGUUAGGUCUGUGUUACAGAGGUUUAGAAUGACUCUGAUACUCUGGGGGAUCUUUCAGGUAGUUGGCAAACAUGUUUAGUCCUAUCUAUGAAUCCCAAAAUAAGAAUACACACAGGCAGAGAAUAUGGCUGCUUCCUAUACCACAAAAGCUCUAUCGUUGAAAAAGAAGUGGUAAAUACUGUAGAGCAGGAAGUAUAGGAUUGGUGACAGAAAGUGUAAAGCAACGAUACCUUUCUGAUCGUGUUUCAAUCAUUGAAUUUGUUGGGUAGAUAUGUCACUAAAGUGAGUAGAAAGCGAGUUGUCAAACACAAGCAGCGGUUUGUUGGAUCUAAUCAGCAAAUUAAAAGAAAGUUAAUUUAAACUGCAGCAUUAUGAAUAAACUAGCAAGGCCAAUUUUUCAUCACAGAAUUGUGGGAUAAAAAAAGACCCUCUUAAUAAGGUCACUGCAAGGCCAGCGUAAGCACAGACCCAAUGCAUCUGACCUGUCAAUGUAAAAUGCUUACGAAGAUACCUCGCAAAAAUGAAUCUUACAAAAAUAUCUUUUAUAUAUCCAUCUGUAUUUGGACCAAACUAAAACGUAAUCUAUAGAAGGUGUUGUCAUGCAGUUAAUUGUCAUGCAGUUAAUUGUCCAGUGUUGUUUUCUCUAUGGUUUGGUAAGGAUUUUAACAUUUUCCAACUAAAUUCUUCACUUUGUGGCAUUUUCGUCUUCAAGAUGCAGUACCUGACUAUUUUUGUGUGUGAUUUUAAUACCAAUGUGAGUUUCAGAGUAUUGGUGUACAGUUUCAAUUCCAUGCAGAAGCUCGGCAAGGGAAUGAGUGUCUGAAAGGGAGCAGCUUUUCAGCAUUAGUAAGCUGCUUGCUUUGUUCAACACUACAAGGUAACAGGAUAUUCAAACAUUAGGACAAUUCAAUAACCGUUCCUUCCUGUGUGAACAUUUCAAAAUCCACAGCCUUCAACACUUUGGGCAGGCUGAUGCAUGUGGAGACGGAAUGGAAUUAUUGUAGUAUAAAAGUACUGGAAAUGAGAAAUGUACCUUCAAAUUGUUAUUUUAUUGUAAAUUAUUAACUUCUGUAUCUAAUAGAUUAUUAGUAUAUCUGGAAAAUAAUGGAUGAAUGAAUGUAUUAGCGGGGUUGAGGAAUCAAUCAAAAGCUCUUUGGUGCUGUUGUUGUGAAAUAUCUUGAAAUGUGUGAACCGUGUGGUACAAUGUGCAUAUAUAUUAUGUAUGGCUACAGACAAAGACAAGUGUUUUUAAUUUUCUUUCAUACAUGUUGCUGUGAA